AAAAAGAGAGAGAGAGAGAGAGAGGAACCCCCAUGCAUGCCAUCGAGCCGUUCCCUUCUUACUCGCCGACGAAAAUCUCGUAUGGAUCCUUCGCAUAUGGUACCUGCAUCAGGCAUGUUGUCAUUCCUAGGUUAGGCGAAACUGUCGCGUAGGAUCAGGGCAAGGAUACUGCGCUUAUAUAGGAAGCAAAGCUUGGUGAACCCACCCCCAUGCGACGGGAUAUCACUUAUUACAUCUGCACCCUGGGUUGCCUUCCCCAGUCUCUUCUUCUUCGAUCUCAUCGGACGAAAUCUAACAGACACCAUGAACAACCUCACCCUCGCCCUUCUGGUAUGACAGCAUUUGUCGUUUCGUCUUCCUCGCCCUCUUCCUCUCGUGAAACCACACCUCUCCAAACGCGUCCGAUAACGUGGUAUUGUGAUGGACCGCUCCACGCUUCAGGCCCCUAAGCCGGGUCGCUCGCGCUUCUCGAAAGCGCUACCUGCCCCUCCACCCGGGUUGGAAGAUGAUAGACCACCGCCAGCGUCUCGAGAUCUCUCAUCUCUACCUCGCUCUCCCUUCCCGCCUAGGAAGGAUAGCGUCACUGUUAGGACUAGCAACAAUAGUAUAAGCGCGAGUGUCAAGCCAAAUUUGACCGAAUCAACUCUACCGGCGCCGCCUCCAAAAAGUAUCGUGGAGACCCCUCGCCCACAAAUGCAACCGAAGUUGAUCCCGAGGAAGCCGGUAGGGCUUCCAACAACACCUACCCCCACGACCGCGCCUAAGCCCAAGCACCUAAAGCGGGUGUCUUCGAUAUCUAGCAUAUUGUCAGCAUAUUCCCACACCUCGUCGGGCUCCGUUCAAAGGUCGUCACAAGACAGUAUCUUCACGAAGGACAGUGAACCCGCAAAUUCACCUGAUCGGCCGGGAGUCGACGACGUCCAACAGUCCAUAUCCAAGUCUGCUCCAUCGCUUCCGAAUAACCCUGGCGGAUAUGAGAAACUUGAAAUCUCAUUUGAGGUAGGGGCGAUCGACCUUCAGCCACCGAUUUCGAUCAAGGAUGUGACUCGCUCGAGCACAUCGUCGGGUGACCGACAACAAGGUGCGUCCUCGGGACAGGGGGAUGGCGCUCUCGCUCUCAACAGAGAUCCUCCGGCACCUACCCCAACAACCUUAGACGAUACACCUCAGCGACAGGAAAUCUGGCGUCGACGUGCGUCAUCCAAAACAGACGGCAGCAUCCUCAUCCCAGGACUCGUUCUAGAGACUCCCCACACCUCUAACCUGACCUCAACUCCUUCACAGCCCAUCAACAAAGACCCGACCCCUUCACAAUCCGUCAACACGGACCUCAUCCCCCCUCCAGCACCGAAGCGAAGCAACGACAGUCCGGCAAUUUUACUUCCAAGAAGCGGUUCGCUUCCGGGAAGAAAUAUCCGACCAACCCGGCAAGCGGAAUCGCAAGGCCAACAUGAGACGCGCAAAUUCAAUCCCGUCCCUGAAGAGCUCACCCAGCCAGGCGAGACACGCAAGGGAGCCGGGAUUCCCGGCGAAAUCCCAGCAGUGAUGGAUGAGUACUCGGAAUCAAGCCUGCAAACCGACGCCAAGAUGAACGUUACGUCACCCGCGAACGGUCAACCUGUUUCGGGGAGAAAUUCUAGGGAAGCACCGAAGAAUGCCCUCGAUACGGUAUUGUCGCCUAGCUCGGUUGUAUCGUCGUCGUCGUCCGAAGGGAACCCGGUCGUGCUCCGGGCCAUUGGAGGCCCCCUACGCAGCCAAGUCGAUUUGGGUAGGAAGGGAAGCUCGCCCGAUCUAAGAAUGCACGGCCGCGGAAUCCCGAGUCACCCACGACCAUCGCGCAGCAGUUCUUCAUUGCGCUCUGUCAUGACCCCCUCGCAAGCACAAGAGUCCGCGAGAACCAAGACGAUACCACAAGUGAACCCACCCCCCGUGAUGUCGGUUUCAUCACCACCAGGUUCGAAUGAGCCGCCUCAGAUGCCCGAGCUGUACAGGAUGGUCUCGAGGUUGACCGAACCACUCAGCGAUAUUAACGAAUUCACCGAAAUGGUAAUCGACGAGCAGACGGAGAAACUCAAUGAGGCCGUGGCCCGUUUCCACCGAAAUAUUAACCGGACUGCGCCAGUAACCGACGUCGUCUGGCAGGCCAAACCUCUGACCAUUCAACAUUACGAAUGCUUUGCACGUCAUACCACCUGGCUCCCCGUGAAGAACACCAACUAUACACUGUCGUGCCAGACGUGCGGUGCGGAGGAUAAAAGUUGGCGUCGGACGUGCGCGUUUUGCAGUCUACGCAUCUGCAUCAAGUGCCACGAGCAGCUGAUGUUAACCCACAACUCCGAUCUCAAGGCGUUAAUGGGCAACAUGCAGACCGAUCUACGCGAGAACGAGCGCCGUUGGCAGGAGAAGAAAGCCGAAUAAGCGAUCCAUUCUUCCCCCCAUCGUACGCCCAGGGAGUCCCUAUGUGUUGUACUUCUGGUUAGCUUCUCCCAGGAGGCGAGAACCCUGGCCUUUUUUUUUUCCCCUUUAUUGAUUCCCGUGUGAUUAUUACCCGAGUUAUUUUGACAGAGGAAACCCUUGAAUGAAAGGGUCCUCGACCGACGGCUAGCAGCCGGAUUAUUCAUUCACAUCCCAAUUCCCCAAAUAGGCGGAGAACUGGGACUUGCAACGUAGGGAGGGAGGCGUUAUCAUUGAUGCCAUUUGAUGUCGCGGCGAACUUGAACGUGUGUGAUGUACAUAUAUCUAGCCAGAGAGGAAGAGACAGAAAAGGGGAGGUUGGAAGGUUAAGGGAAAUGAAUGGGACACGAGCAUGGACGCGGCCCAGGGAAGGGAAAGGGAACGGGAAGUCAUACCCAGGCAAUUCCUUCCAUUGCAUAGACGAUGCCCGAGCUUGACACAAAACCAAUCUACUGCGGCACGUACCUUCUAUCUCUACAGUAUCGGCGAUGGCUUGUCUAGAGGACGCGAGAUGUGCCUACUUCAU
Messenger RNA from Durotheca rogersii, 2980 nucleotides. RefSeq lists its product as uncharacterized. The record is from RefSeq and is a predicted model, not a curated record. Bases 421 to 2418 code for a protein of 665 amino acids. NCBI's taxonomy places the organism in Eukaryota, Fungi, Ascomycota, Sordariomycetes, Xylariales, Xylariaceae. The transcript has a single exon.